AAUGCUGCGAACGGCAGCACUUUGAUUCACAUUUAAUAGCGUUAAUAUCCACGUCGGACGUCGCUGCCGACUCGACUGCAAUCCAUCAUUAUAGCAGCUGCUGGUGACGCGUUUCGCGCAUAAAGCAUUAUAAAAAACUUUUGUACGGUAUAUUCGCGGGAUCGAUAAAAUACAUUUCCGUGACUUUACUGCAACGAACGUCUUAUUUGUCGGGCAGUGAAGGAGAGCGAUCGUGAGUGAGGGACGUCUAUGGAUACGGCUAACGUAGACGGAGGAAAGCCAAACCAGUACUUUUUGGAGGAUUGGUUAUAAGUGUACGGAUAUAGGCCAAUUAUUUUAUUGGGGAGAUCAUGACGUCCACGGGGAAGAAACAGCGGCUUAAGGAGGAUCAGCACUCGCCGGUGGAGAUUACGCCACUGAAAAACGAUAUCCUCAAACAGGCCAAUGGACUGAAUUUCCAACUCAGUAAUACCGCAGUCGAUGAUAAAGCAGUGCUGGCCCAACAGCUGGAUGUGGUGGAGAAUGGAGGGUCACCGGGUGAGGAUGACCGCGAAGGGUGGGACAGCAAAGUGCAGUUUCUGCUGAGUGUUAUCGCCUAUGCAGUGGGUUUGGGAAAUGUUUGGAGAUUUCCGUACCUCUGUCAACAGAAUGGAGGAGGCGCUUUUCUGAUACCUUAUUUCAUCAUGCUCGCUAUCGAGGGAAUUCCGUUGUGCGUUUUGGAACUGGGCAUCGGGCAGCGUCUGCGGUUGGGCAGUAUCGGUGUAUGGAACAAAAUCCAUCCGUACUUGGGUGGGCUGGGCAUAGCCAGUGCGAUCGUGGCCUUCCUUGUUGGAAUGUACUACACCAGUAUUAUCGGCUGGUGUUUCUUCUAUUUCCUCAGUUCUUUCCGUACGGAUCUCCAGUGGGCGGAGUGCCCAGUGGUACCCGGUACCAAUAACACCAUCGAGCCGGAAUGCGAACGAACGUCUCCGACAUCGUACUUUUGGUACCGCCAGGCACUGAAUAUCACCAACGGGAUCGACGACUUUGGAGGAAUACAAUGGAAGUUGGUGGGAACGCUAGCCUUAUCCUGGAUCACGAUAUGGGCGUGUAUGGCGAGGGGAAUCGAAAAUUCUGGCAAGAUCAUGUACUUUACUGCCGGAUUUCCGUAUUUGGUCUUACUAAUCUUUUUCGGGCGCGCCAUUACGUUGAAAGGGGCAUCGCAAGGAAUUAUGCAUUUGGUCACCCCGCAAAUGGAUAAGCUGCAGGAUCCCAUCGUGUGGCUGGAUGCUGCCACGCAGAUAUUUUACAGUCUUGGACUGGGAUUUGGCUCUCUUAUUGCUUUUGGUUCAUACAAUCCGACCAAAAACAACUUUGUUAAAGAUGCGGUGGUUGUUUCGCUGACCAAUGCCUUUACUGGGAUAUUUGCUAGUUUUGUUGUGUUUGCUGUGUUGGGAUUCAAAGCUGCAUUAUCCGUUGAAAACUGUGCUUGCCGAUUUCUUUCCGAUAUUGGACCAUCGCUGACGAUGACCCCGUGGCCAGCCGUCGAGUACCAGAACAUAAUUAGCACUUCAGAUUUGUGUGUCGAAUACUACCAUCUGUUAGAAUCGAAUCCAGCUACCUACGGAAUUUCCAAAGAUUCAUUUACAAAUGCUACAUGCAAACAAAAGUUUCUGAAUGAGGCUUCUGAAGGAACGGGCUUAGCGUUCAUCGUCUUUACAGAAGUAAUGGUCCAGCUACCCGGUGGCCCUUUCUGGUCAGUGAUAUUUUUUAUGAUGCUGCUGGCUCUGGGCAUGGGCUCCAUGUUCGGCAACGUUGCCGGUAUCCAGGCCAGUAUUGAGGAUCUCAAACUGCUUCCGUGGAUGAGAAGAGAAGUCAAAUCAGCCAUCAGUUGCGCGAUCUCUUUUCUAAUUGGACUGAUAUUUGUAAGCCGAGCCGGUAUGUAUUGGAUCGGAUUGUUUGACAGUUUUGUCGGAUCCUUUUCGCUGCUUAUUAUUGCUUUAUUGGAAAUGAUUGGAGUUUGUUGGAUUUUUAAAUACUCAAGAUUUGCUGCUGACGUAAAGGAUAUGACCGGUCAAGCACUAAGUUGGUAUUGGUCCGUAACCCUUCGAUUCAUCGCCCCGGCAUUGAUAAUUGUCGUGCUUGGAGCAUCUAUUGCCAUGCGUUUUAUAAACGGCGUUUCGUAUUUGGUAUACAGUCCGGAAGAUGGCUUAAUGCACUCCACGGCGUACCCCACGUGGGCACAGUGCAUGUGCGCCCUACUGGUCAUCGUGGGCGUAGGUCCGAUUGUGCUCGUGGCACUCUUCCGGAUGACUGGACUGAUCAAGUACGAGCCAGAUCCCAGUCUAGUCAAUGCCGGCUUCAACACGUCAGCUUCCACAACCAUGUUUGUGCGCAGUGGACUAGAUGACCUUGACAAUGAGCCUCGGACGUAUGGGACUUACUUGUUUCCCACAACAACAGGCACUGCGGACCAGCUUCACUAGAUUAACAACUGCAAGCGCUUUUUUUCACAAUUCACUGCGAUAAACAAAGUAUAAUUAAUUGGAGCGAAGUUAUGCAAAGAUUUGG
Paramacrobiotus metropolitanus is the source of this 2550-nucleotide messenger RNA. Its product is annotated as sodium- and chloride-dependent transporter XTRP3-like. The record is from RefSeq and is a predicted model, not a curated record. Gene Ontology annotation, biological process: sodium ion transmembrane transport. Gene Ontology annotation, cellular component: membrane. Lineage: Eukaryota; Metazoa; Tardigrada; Eutardigrada; Parachela; Macrobiotidae.